GUAUUAUUAAAAACCGAAAAGUAUAAUUCAGACAUAAAAAACAUGACUAAGAAAAUAGAAACAGAUUUAUCUUCAUAUCGAGACAAUAAAAUUGAAAAAAUACUAAUAUGCUUCUCCGUUUAUAGAAAUACGAGAGAAAUAUUUAAUACAAAACUAAAUGCCGAUGAAAUACCUCUCAUUCACGGGUUAAAAUUUUUAACUAUGUUAUGUAUAAUUUUCAUCCAUACUUUUUUUUCUCAGCAGAAUUUGCCAAUAAUAAAGGAUGGUUUCUGAGAUAUAGUGGCAGCUUUUGGAUUAGUCUAUUUGAUAUUUCAUUUCUAUCAGUCGAUAUUUUUUUUCUUUCGAGCGGUUGUUUAGUGACCUAUUUGUAUCUGAGAAAUAAAACGGACAAAGAAUUGAUUAAGCCAAUUGGUUACAGACAAAAAUUAAUUACUUUUUCUGUAUAUAUGAUAAAAAGAUAUAUCCGGCUAACUCCGACUUACAUAAUGACAUUAGGAAUAUUCUUAUUAAGCUCAAUUAAGUUGCAUAACACUUCACAAUUUUAUAU
Messenger RNA from Pogonomyrmex barbatus (red harvester ant), 547 nucleotides. RefSeq names its product nose resistant to fluoxetine protein 6-like. The record is from RefSeq and is a predicted model, not a curated record. Gene Ontology annotation, molecular function: acyltransferase activity, transferring groups other than amino-acyl groups. Lineage: Eukaryota; Metazoa; Arthropoda; Insecta; Hymenoptera; Formicidae.